This is a messenger RNA of Coffea arabica (coffee), 3089 nucleotides long. RefSeq names its product G-type lectin S-receptor-like serine/threonine-protein kinase At2g19130. Gene Ontology annotation, molecular function: protein serine/threonine kinase activity; ATP binding. NCBI's taxonomy places the organism in Eukaryota, Viridiplantae, Streptophyta, Magnoliopsida, Gentianales, Rubiaceae. The record is from RefSeq and is a predicted model, not a curated record. Gene Ontology annotation, biological process: recognition of pollen; protein phosphorylation.
ACUUGCAGACUCAUUCCACAACAAAACUUUCUGCUUCAAGCUUUCAAGUUUCAACCAUAAUUCUUCAGAUGAUCUGAGCAAAUUCCACUUCUUCUUAUAUAUCUCCUUUUUGUACCCUUCUUGUCUGCACAGAAAUUGAUGCAAAUAAACUUGCAAACUCAUUCCACAACAAACUUUCUGCUUCAAGCUUUCAAGUAUCAACCACAAUUCUUCAGAUGAUCUGAGCAAAUUCCACUUCUUCUUCACCAUCAUCUUCUUCUUAUAUAUCUCCUUUUUGUACCCUUCUUGUCUGUACAGAAAUUGAUGCAACCAUGAAAACCAAGAAAAGCAUCUCCCCUCCGAUGCUUCUUUUGCUCUUCUUAUACCUUUCUUUAAAGCCCCAUCUAUCCAUUGGAGCUGACACCAUUUCUGCUAACCAAACUCUUUCAGGUGAUCAGACCCUCGUCUCCAAAGAUGGAAACUUUGAACUGGGAUUCUUCAAACCAGGUAAUUCUUCCAACUUGUACAUUGGAAUAUGGUACAAGAAAGUUAGUGUGCAAACUGUAGUUUGGGUAGCAAACAGAGAAAUCCCAGUCAAAGACAAGUAUUCUUCAGAGCUCACAAUUCAAGAUGGAAAUUUGGUACUUUUGAAUGAAUCCAAGAUGCCAGUUUGGUUCACAAAUGUUACUUCCACUUCUUCAAGAUCAAGUCCUGUUAUUGCUGUUCUUCUGGACAAUGGUAACUUUAUUUUGACUCAAGGGUCAUCAUCAAGUUCAUUAAAUUUAUCAGAUCCUAGUUCUAUACCAUCCCUUUGGGAAAGUUUUGAUAAUCCUACUCAUACAUGGUUGCCUGGGGGAAAGCUUUCGUAUAAUAAAAUUACAAGAAAGUUGCAGAUUCUUACUUCUUGGAAGAAUUCUGAAGAUCCUGCACCAGGGCUUUUCUCUCUUGAGCUUGAUCGAAGUAAUAAUCAAUAUCUAAUUAAGUGGAAUAGGAGUCAAGAGUAUUGGACUAGUGGACCUUGGAAUGGGAAUAUUUUUAGCUUAGUGCCUGAAAUGAGGUUGAAUUAUAUAUACAAUUUUACUUAUAUUAAUAAUACUAAUGAGACUUACUUCACUUAUAGUCUCUACAAUCCAGCAAUUAUAUCAAGAUUCAUAAUGGAUGUGUCAGGGCAGAUUAAGCAACUUUCUUGGUUGGAUAAUACUAAGGAAUGGAAUAUGUUUUGGGCUCAACCUAGACAACAAUGUGAAGUAUAUGCUUAUUGUGGGGCAUUUGGUACUUGUAAUGAGAAUUCAUUGCCUUUUUGCAAUUGUUUGGAUGGUUUCAAGCCUAAGUCUGAGGAGGAUUGGGAUUUGAAUGAUUAUUCUGGUGGCUGCGAGAGGAAAAUGGAGUUGCAAUGUCCAAGUAAUAGCAGUGGUAAAGUAAAGAAAGAUAAGUUUUGGGAGUACCCUCAGAUGCAAUUACCUACAAAUCCUGUGUCUGUGACAGUUGAUAGUGCUGGAGAAUGUGAGUCUACCUGUCUGAAUAAUUGUUCUUGUACCGCUUACUCUUUCGAUAGCAAUGGAAGUUGUUCUAAUUGGAAUGGGGGUAUCUUGGGUCUCGAACAACUUUCAGCUAAUGAUGGUAGUGGAAGAACAAUUAAUGUUAGACUUGCUGCUUCUGAGUUUUCAAGUGGGAAGAAUACCACAGGGAUUGUGAUAGGUGCUGUUGUGGGGUCUGUUGUUCUUGUGCUGGUCCUCUUGGGUCUGGUUCUGUUUGUAAUCUGGAGAAGUCGAAGUAAAAUGGUUGGAAGUGGAAAAGCUGUUGAGGGUUCACUACUGGCAUUUAGCUACAGAGACUUGCAGAAUGCAACUAAAAAUUUCUCUGAGAAGUUGGGUGGAGGUGGUUUUGGUUCUGUUUUUAAGGGGACAUUGCCUGAUUCAACUGUUGUAGCUGUGAAGAAGCUUGAAAGCAUAGGCCAAGGAGAAAAGCAGUUUCGCACAGAAGUUAGCACAAUUGGGACAAUCCAACAUGUUAAUCUUGUAAGGCUUCGAGGAUUUUGCUCUGAAGGUGAUAAGAGAUUACUGGUGUAUGAAUACUUGGAAAAUAGGUCUUUGGAUUCUCAUCUUUUCCGUGACAAUGAGUCCAUGGUUUUGGACUUCAAAACAAGGUACCAGAUUGCUCUAGGAACAGCUAGAGGGUUGGCUUAUCUCCAUGAAAAGUGUAGGGAAGUCAUCAUUCACUGCGACAUCAAGCCAGAGAACAUUCUUCUAGAUGCUGAACUCUGUCCAAAAGUAGCAGAUUUUGGUCUGGCAAAACUCAUGGGGCGUGAUUUUAGUCGGGUCCUAACAACUAUGAGAGGGACAAGAGGUUAUCUUGCACCAGAGUGGAUAUCAGGAGUAGCCAUAACAGCAAAAGCAGAUGUUUAUAGCUACGGGAUGAUGCUUUUUGAAUUCAUAUCAGGAACAAGGAACUCAGAGAAUUCAUUGGAUGGAGUGGUGAAGUUCUUUCCCACUUGGGCUGCUAGGGUCAUAAUUGAAGAAGGUGACAUCCUCAGCUUAUUAGACCCUAAAUUGGAGAGGGUGGCUGAUGCAGAAGAGGUGUCAAGACUGUGUAAAGUGGCAUGUUGGUGUGUUCAAGAUGAAGAAAAUCACAGGCCAUCUAUGGGUCAGGUAGUUCAGAUCCUUGAAGGACUCUUGGAGGUAAAUCUACCUCCAAUACCACGAUCUCUCCAAGCGUUUGUGGACAACCAAGAGCAUAUAGUUUUCUUCACUGAAUCAUCAUCGAACCAGAGUUCAGAAGCGCAAAGCAAGACUUCCAGUACUUCUGCAAAUUCCAAGAGCACCAUAUCAUCCAAAGAUUCCCCAGUCUAAAUAGGAAAGCAAUUUAAUAUUACCAGUCGGAUGCUGUAUAGUCUGCAAUAUCAGUUAGUAGGUAGAAACUUUUCAAAUUUUUGCAAACCAUUUUUGCAGCUAAGCUAAACUUCCUGGUUGUCAAGCACACGAAUGAUGCAGUUGGCUUGUAAUUGCUCAGAUGAGAUAAUAUGUAAUAAUACCCUCCUAAGCAUUGUGUCGAUCUAUAUUCUCUAUUUGAAUUGAAAUGUUGUAGCCAUUUGAAGGCUAAUUCUUUGCUAA